AUGCCUUCAGCGCUGGUGGUCUUCACCUGCCGCCCGAAUUCACACCCUUUUGAGGAGCGACAUGUUUACGUGGACCGACCCGUCAGGAUCGGGCGCUCCGUGGCCCGGUCGCGGCCAGCCGCCGAUAACGCGACUUUCGACUGCAAGGUGCUGUCACGAAAUCACGCCCUCGUCUGGUUCGAGCUCAAGACUGGCAAGUUCUUCCUGCAGGACACCAGGAGCAGCAAUGGCACCUUCGUAAACAGCCAGCGUCUGAGCCGGGGCGGGGAGGAGAGCGCCCCCUGUGAGAUUCUCACGGGCGACGUGGUGCAGUUCGGGGUGGAGGUGAUCGAAAACGCCCGCAAAGUUACCUAUGGGUGCAUCGUGUCUACAGUCCAGCUGUUUCUGCCUGAUGGAACAGAAGUCUCAAAACGCUCAGAUGUCAUUCAAGCACCCGUACCGCUUCCGGAUGACAAGGAAGCUGCCAGCAGGCCCAGCGGGUACUCUCAGGAACUUUUCCAGCUCUCUCAGUAUCUUAAGGAGGCCUUGCACCGGGAGAGGAUGCUGGAGCAGAAGAUGUCGACGCUGCAGCGUGUGCUGAUACACACGCAGGAGGCCACUGAGAGCAGCUGGCAGGCCCUGGUAGAGGAGGACAGGUUGCUGUGCAGCGUGGAGGUCAUUGGGGACCAGCUGGAGCUCUACACCAAAAGCCGGACGGAGGAGGGGGUCCGGAAGGAGCUGCUGGCCUUGCAGGAGCACAGGAGCCGCUACGAGAACAUGGCCAAGGAGGCACUGCGCCACGUCCUGCAGGAGAAGGUCGAGGUGAGCAGGAGGCUGGCGCAGGUGGAGAGGAGCCUCAGUAGCUCAGAGGGGGAGCGCACACACCUGGCUGGCCUGAAGAAGUGUGCCGAGGAGCAGCUGCGAGAGCUGGCCAACAAGUACAACAUCGCCGUGAAGCUCCUCAAGGACCUGACCGACAAGCUAAAGUGGGCGGAGCUGCAGCAGGAGGAGAUGACAGAGAGUCACCUGAAAGAGAGGAAGGAGCUACAGCAGCGUAUCAGCGGCAUGCAGCAGAGAGAGCAGGUGCUGCAGGCCCACAACGACUUCACCAACGCUCGCCUCACCUGCCUGCAAGUUCUCUUGGAGCAACUUCAGGACAAAAGUAGGAAUGAGAACACCAGCUUAGAAAUUCAGAUGGACGCUAGAGAGUGCGACAUGUCAGACACACUCAAACCCUGCAAGGAUAUCAGCACUGAAGACUUUACAGACUCUCAGAUGGAUGAGCAGGAUCUGAAGGAACCCCUGAAUAAGGUGGCGCUGCUGAACGAUGAUCUGCAGCAUGGCAUUCUCGAGACCAGUGACUCCGAGCAGGUCAUUCAGCGCCUGACCGCUGAGCUGAGGGAGGCCCAGGAACUGGCCACUAGGGGGCAGCAGAAAUGCAUGGAGCUGCAGGGUGCACUGGAGCAGGAGAGGAGGGAGAGCCAGGUUCGCUCCGAGGAAGCAGCCAGGCAGAUCCAUGCUCUGCAGGUCCAGCUGCAGAAGCUGCAGGCGGAGAGGGAGGUGCUACGUGAGGAGAGGGAGAGCGCAGUAUCCAGUGCGCAUGAGGAGCUGCGGCACGCCCAGGAGGAGGCGCUGUCCCUGCGGCGCGCCCAGGAGGAGGCGCUGUCCCUGCGGCGCGCACAGGAGGCCGUCACCGCCCGGCAGGAGCGCGAGAUCGCCGCCCUGCAGGACAACCUGGGCGCUGUCACUGCAGAGCUGGAGAAAUGGCGCCAGGCUGCGGCCGAGUACGAGCAGGAGACGCGCAGCCUGAAGGCCAACCUGCAGGAGCUGCACCAGCAUGCUGCACAGGCUGCGCAGCUGCAAGGUGAGCUGCAGAAGGAAUGCGCAGCUCUGCAGAAGGAAUGCGCAGCCCUGCGCUCCGAGAAGACUGUGCUGCGGGAUAACCUGCAGCACCUGGAGAAAGAGCUGCACAGCUCUCGGGAUCAGACUGCAAUGCUGACCCGUAACGUCAGUACCCUGGAGCGCACACAGGGGGAGCUAGAGAGUCGCCUGGAGCAGCAGCAGAAGCAGCAGCAGCAAGACUCCACCCGCCUCAGGGCCCAACUGGAACAGGCAGAGAGCAGAACCAAGAGCCUGCAGAAAGAGUACGAGCAGACGCAGCUGCAGCUGUGUGACCUGAGGCAGAGGUGCAGUGAUAUGGAGCAGGAGAAGCAGGCUGUGACUGAGGAGCUGCAGCAGUGCAGAAGCAGCCUGAGUCAGCUGCAGGAGAGCGCCGGCCGCAGGGGCUGGCUGUCCUGGGUGUCUGCCGUCGUUGUGAUGGUCGCUGCAGGUGUGCUGUACAGCGCCCUGGCCCACAGCUCCGCCUGAGAUCGCCACCACCUGCCGAAGCCCCGCCCACGGGACACGCCUCCACGGCCUGCCAGCCAAUGGAACACAGGAGCGUCUCUGCUUUCAUUGCGUAAACACAAGCCUAUAGAGAGUGAACAAGCAUAGAAAAUUAUACUAUAGAGAGGACUUUUUCUGCAGCGCUUUUUGUCAGUGUUUUAGAUAUGGUGAACGUUUCCAUGUUGCAGGGACCUGGAACAGGCUUUUUUAAAUGGGUAUCACAUUUUCUUUCUCAUUUCUCUCUCACCGAUGUUUCGGUUGUUUUGAAACUGCGCAUUCGGGUGAGGUUCCCUUGCGUGUAGACGUCCCUCACAGCGCUGUAAGUGCCUGCUGCAGGGAGCUGAUGGACAGAAUGUGCCAUUCCUCCUCCUUACCUCUGCCUUCCAAAGGAAAUGACCUCAGAGGUUGCCAUGGGAACACAACAAAAAAAGAAUUUGAUCUGAAACACUGUCCAAAGUGUUGAAAUCAACACCUGAUUCACAGGUUGGGAACACAAUAUUUGUCAGUGUUUUCUUUGCAUUUUUUAUGGUAAAUGAGCGUUCAGGCUUUGUCCCCUGGUUUCUGUAUGCUUCAUUUCCUAGCCUCUCUAAGGCAAAGGAAAAAAGAUUUAUGAGUUAAUAUAUUUGGGAGUAUAUUGAGGUGUGUUUUUUCUUUCUGAAAUGUCUAUUAUUGGCUGUGAUACUGGCGGCGUUCUGUGUUCCAGACUGUGUAGGCUCUCCCUCACACAGACACAUUGAAACACAGAACUACACACUGACACAAUCCCCCUUCAAGUGUGAGAUGACAGGUAGUUUGUGCUUAAAUGCUUUUAAAGGUUUCCUUAAUUUAGCAGCAUUAAUAUUUUUUGGGAGAGUGGUUAUUUUGCAUGGACUUUACCCCAGCUCUGUGGAAUUGUUCAUUUUAUUAGUUCUAAGUGUCUCUGUUGAGUGUCUAAUUAUUUUUAUUCCUGUAACAGCGAAGUUAUGGCACAGGCAGAACAAACCAACAGGCGGAUUUCAGUGUUCACAGGAGUUCGAGAACAAAUUCCGAAACCUUUCCCGGCAGGGCUUUGCAAACAUUGUUUUGUGCUGGAAGUGGUGUAAGAAUGCAGUCUUUGAGGGCUGUCUGAGUGCAUCUCAGAACUGUCAGGUGUCAACAGAAACUGUUCUACAUUCAAACCGUUCUGCUCCUGAGGUGUAGCAGUCAGACGGGCCUAAUUCCAUGGUUUUCAGUUUGCUUUCAUGCUAUUAGGUACUUAUGAAACCAGCCAGUGGUCCACGCAAUACCUGUACAUAGUUUUCUUAAAAAAACAAAUGUUCUCACAUAGUAAACUGCAAAAUGUUGUUUUUAUAAGUAAAUUGAUGUUUAAAAUCUAUUUUGUAAAAUGUGGCAGUUGCCGUAGCUUCAGGAGUUGGCACUCACACUUGUUAUGUGUUUGAUUUUAAUAAACCUG
Molecule: messenger RNA, 3796 nt
Organism: Megalops cyprinoides (Indo-Pacific tarpon)
Lineage: Eukaryota; Metazoa; Chordata; Actinopteri; Elopiformes; Megalopidae
Product: sarcolemmal membrane-associated protein-like
Exons: 20
Coding region: 1-2346 (781 amino acids)
Molecular function (GO): protein binding
Source: RefSeq, a predicted model, not a curated record